AUGUCGGGCGCAGGACCGAGCCUCUACCCAGGCGAAUUCCCCAAGUGGGCUGUCUUCAGAUUCCCUCCGGAUGCCGCACCCCCUGCGAUUCCUCCUCCUGUCGCCGAUGCGCCCUUCACCAGCUUCAGGAAUCCGUUUCCCAUCCCAACGCACAUCUACAACGCCGUACUACAGCCCAUCGUCCCCCUGACCGUCGCUACCGUAUACGCGACGACCAUCUCCCUCCUCAACGCCUACAAUAGGAAGCAUGGAAACAAGCCGUGGCGGAUCAGCAAAACGCGCGCUUUCCGCGCCUUUGUCAUCUUCCACAACGUCUUCCUCGCCGUGUACUCGGCCGUCACCUGCUGGGCCAUGAUCCGCUCGCUCAAGCAUGCCAUUCCACACUAUACGGAGCCAAACGCGCUCGUAGGAACCGUCGAUGCUCUGUGCAAGAUUCACGGACCGCGCGGGCUGGGUGACGCUGUCACUUACAACUCGGAAUCGCAACAGUGGCAGAGCACGAACCCCAACAUUAAGCUGGGUCCGAAUGGUCUCCCACAGUCGGAUGACCUGGGACGUGUGUGGAACGAGGGGCUCGCUUUCUGGGGCUGGAUUUUCUACCUGUCCAAGUUUUACGAGGUCAUCGAUACCCUCAUCAUCAUCUUCAAGGGCAAGCGGAGCACUACCCUGCAGACGUACCACCACGCUGGCGCCAUGCUGAGCAUGUGGUCUGGCAUUCGUUACAUGUCUCCUCCUAUCUGGAUGUUCGCGCUUGUCAAUUCUGGCAUCCACGCCAUGAUGUACACGUACUACACUGUUUCUGCUCUCGGAUUCCGUGUCCCUCAGGCCAUCAAGCGCACGCUCACCACCAUGCAAAUUACCCAGUUCCUCGUUGGUGUGACCUUCGCCGCCCUCCACCUCUUCGUCUCAUACACUGUCCCUGUCUCAGUCGCCUACGAAGUAGCCGAGAAUGUCCUUCCCAAGGCCAAUGCCUCGUCGAUCGCCUCAGCAGCGUCGUCCGUCGCUUCCACUGCCGUCCCUGCCGCCACUGGCGCCGGUCUUGCUUUCCUCAAGAAGUGGAUCUACCGCGCUGCUGGUGACGAGGGUCUUGCCGAGAAUGUCUACGCUUCCCCUGCUGUAACUCCCGCAGCUUACGUUGGAGCUGGACAGCACGCUCAGCACCCCAUUCAGCACGCAACUCAUACCCGCACUGUUUACCGCACACAAUACGAGCACGUUCCUUGCAUUGACACUUCAGGCCAAGCUUUCGCCGUCUACCUCAACCUCAUCUACCUUGCGCCCCUCACCGGCCUGUUCAUGCGCUUUUUCGUCAAGUCGUACAUGCGUCGCGGUACCUCUAACACCAAGCACCGCACUACGCAGCAACACAUUGCGAAGUCGACUCGCGACGCCAUCCACGGUGUAGACCGUGAGAUCGAGUCGCUUGGCAAGUCCGCCGAAGACGGCGUUGACGCCUUCGUGAACGGCCGCGGCCGUUCUUCUGCCAGCGGCGAGAAGAAGAGCGCGAAGCCCAACGGAGAGAAAAGGAACGGUAAUGGUACACUGAGCCCUGAGAAUCGCAAGUUCGUCGACUCACUUAAUAUGAAGGUUAGCCAGGAGCUGGAGCGCAUCGGGGAGGACGACGCAGGGAGCAGGGAUCGGGCUAGGAAGUUGGCGAAGGAGGCAGUUAGUGGGACACCGAAGAAGGAGAGAGGGUUGAGUCCCGAGGGGGAUCAGACGACGAUUCUGGGGAGGCCGAAUGCAGAUUAA
Molecule: messenger RNA, 1749 nt
Organism: Didymosphaeria variabile
Lineage: Eukaryota; Fungi; Ascomycota; Dothideomycetes; Pleosporales; Didymosphaeriaceae
Exons: 2
Coding region: 1-1749 (582 amino acids)
Biological process (GO): fatty acid elongation, saturated fatty acid; fatty acid elongation, polyunsaturated fatty acid; sphingolipid biosynthetic process
Cellular component (GO): endoplasmic reticulum membrane
Molecular function (GO): fatty acid elongase activity
Source: RefSeq, a predicted model, not a curated record